CCUUAGCAGCGCUGUGUCAACUAAAAUAUUCCCAUCAGAGAGGCCAGAGCUGGAAGAAGGAAGCUUUUUUGAAACUGAGCUGUUUGUGCUCUUGGGCAAUGGGUAACAAAGCAUGAGACUCUCAAGACUGGCACACAACUAUACCCUGGCUAUUUUAUCAUGGUGACUGGCACUGGCAGUGACAAAUGUGUUGCUUUAUCCCUUGCUUGUAAACAAAAUUAAGUCAACUGUGCCAAAGAUGAACGAGGAGUCUUACUUGCUGUUCCUGGAGGCUAUUUCACAUGGAGACACUGACUCCAUUGCUAAAAGUUCCACUGCUCCCUGGACCAACCCAGAGCACAUUAACUUCCAACACCCAGUGACAGAGAAUACUGCUCUUAUAAUUGCUGUGGAAAGAAACCUACCAGAGCUGGUGGCUCUGUUGUUGGAUCACGGUGCUGAUGUCACCCUGUGCAAUGUGAAUAAUCAGACAGCACUUCAUGUGGCUUCAGAAGGAAUUCAAAGGCAGCUCCUUAAUGCCGUCCACAGAAGCGCUUUUCCUCAUUUGCAGCUGCUACAGGCUGCGUGGCAAGAAGACCUGGAGGCCCUACAGCAGUUACUGGUUACAGAGCAGUUUCAGGACACAAACAUCCGAAAUGGGCAAGGCCUGACCCCUCUAAUGUUAGCGCUGCGAGAUGUGGACCUGUUUGACAAGCUGCUCAUGAAGAAUGGCUACAGGCUGCUGGCAGUUGUGCAGGAACUUCUCAAUCAUAAUGGAGAUCCUCGGCUUUGUGAUUCUAAUGGCUAUUCAGCAUGUCAUUAUGCAUCAAGCAUCAGAGUUCCCUUAGGCCCACAGCUACUGGAUUUACUAUCCAUCUCUUCAGCAGACACCCUAGAAGAGACCGUCUGUGACUUUUGUCCAGAUACAAAGCUGCCUUUAUACAACACACCUAUAGCAGUAGGAGGCCAGAUGCUCACGGACAUUCACAGUUGCAGCCCAGGUACAAAGAUCAAUCCUCAUGGAAAUUCCAGUGUCCACAUAACCAAAGAAGACUACUGUGAUUGGGAAGAAGCUACCGCAGUCCCAAAUUCAGAUGAAGUAGUUUAUUCAAGCCUUCAACAAGCCAAAACUCUUCAUGAUAUGGAAAGAGUGACCGAAGCUCCAGGAAUAUUAAAGGCCUCAUUGGCUGGACUCUGGACUUCCAACUCUUUGCCAAAUGACGUCACCUUUACACGGCACACAUCACUGCCACCUUUACCUCUGAGGAAUGAUGAACAUGCAACACAGAUGGAUGGUUUGGGCCUUUGUCACUCUUCUCGCUCUGAGCCCAACAUCUCAGCAUCGCUCCGAGGAGCAGAUCUGCUAAGAGACAUUAAAGGCAUAAGGCAGCACAUAAAACAAAGAUUAACUUCACCAAGAAGUUAUAAGCCUUGUCCAUUGCUGUGCCAUUCUCCUCGAGCAGUCAAGCUUACGCCACUGGUGACGGACAAGCCAAAAGGAAAAGCAGGAAAUGACAUUUCAGCAAAUGACCUUAUUUUGUUGCCAAAUUCUGAUGCCUUUCCUAAAUCAGCACCCCAUCGACUUUCCAAAGGAGACAAAUACAUAACUAUUAGUCCAUCUCCAGCCUUACAGAAUGCUGGGGAACAAGUUUUGUCUAAAAAUCACAUUUAUCUCAGCAUGGAUGAAAGUUUCAUCAUUUCAGAAGGAGAGCAAGACAAAUCAGAGACAAAUAGAAAGGCCGAAGGGAAUAGAACUGCAAAAAUACUCAAUAUCUUCCAGAAAGGAUCAACUGAUGUUCAUCAUGAAAGGACAAAAAGACAUGAAGUGGAGAUUAACCAGUCUUCGCAAUGGGACAAUAUUUUUAAUGAAAAUUUAAGCCAACAUGAUAACUUUGUAGGAAAAACUUUCUCUGCAGACCUGAUAAUUGCCACAUCCAGUGAAAAAAUGGAAAAUGUAUCAGAAAUUAAAGAGGAUAUUGAUAAUAAUAAAACAACCCUUGAGGACAAGGAAACUGGUAACUCACUGCAGACAUCUCAAGAUGGACACUUACCUCUUGCACAUAUUACAUUCUCCGAGCGAGGGCCACAAAGCCACAAUGCUAAGACUCCGCUUAAACAGUUUCUCAUGAAACGAAAGACCACUUUAUGUGGCGUUCCUCACAAUGUCAACCACAGCUUUAAUGUCAUUGCUCAGAAAGAAAAUCAGAAGGAAAAGAAAAACAGAAAAAAUAGGACAAAGUCCGCUUCUGAUGCCCCACUGAAGCAAAAACAAAAAUCUCUCUCUGUUAACAAGAACAUGAACAUUAAGAGCGUUCCACUUCCUCCUCUGGAAUUAACUGGUUCAACCAAAAGGUUAAGAACCCCUCAGAAAGUCCUCCAUACACAUCUACCUGGGUCAGAUAAAGGUGUCGAAAGAUCUAACACUCAGUUAUCAAUAUGUCCAAAAAAAAUAAACAAUUCCCUAGUUGUCAAGAACCACCAUCCUUUAACUAGGGCAAAUACAGCACCAGAUUUUACAAGUAUCACCUACCAUGACAUUUUCAAGAAAAUAGAGGCAAAUAAUGAAGGUCCAGAUAUAUAUGAAAUGGUUGUGAUGCCAUUUUAUCCUCAAACUGGAGAUGCAGUAAGAGUGGCCAGUUCUGUUUGUAGAGAUUCACACUCAGCCAUGUCUAAGAAAGGCUCUGCUGUUAAAGUUACACGGUCUCCUUCUACUAAUAACUCCAACAGGAGAAGGAAACCAAAACGACCCAACUCUAAAAGCAAGAGAUGUGAUUCUAGCUCAAGCCAAAAGCAUAAGACGUUAGCUGCAAAGGAUGAGGAUAGUGUCACUGAACAGAAAGAGGAGCAUGAACUAAUUGUCAUUUCAGGAAAGGACUGGCAGAUCAUAGAAAAGAGUAAAGAUAUGCUUGAUAGUAGAGACACAGUGGCUGAGGUCUUGGAACCCUUGGGAAAAAAUAUUUAUCAUGCAGACCUAUCUAUAAUAAAAGAGGCAACCACAGAAAAUUCACUCUAUACAAGCAGUACUUUUUGUGAACAUCAGCUGAGGGGAUCUGGAGAAAUUAAUCAAAAUCACAUUGCUGCAGAGUUAGUUAUACAGGUGCACCCACCUAAAUCAGCCCAAUCUACAGACAGUAGCAAAUGGCAAGCAAACAGCUACACUACUCAACAACUCGAGGAUCACACAGUUGAUAAUAUUGGUGGUGUAGCCAUGCUUUCAUGUGAAAACAAGAAUACUACUCAAAGGGAAACCAUAGAAGGUGGUACAGAAAAUAUAUAUGGUGUUUCCAAGAGCCUUUCCACAAAUUGUGACAUUGAGCAGCUGACUGAUGAUUUGAUUCUUUCUCUAGUAGAAAAUCUCUUAUCUAUUGAUGAAAGAGAGUCUCACGACUCCAUAAAGUCUUGCAACACAGACACUGAUGAUGAAAUAAUGAACAACCAUGAUCAGAAGUGCCAAACUACCAGCCUCAACAAGUGUAACAAGUCUGCAAGUUUCAAUACUAGCCACAACUCCAACCUCGCUGAGAACUCCAUCAAUAGUUCUUUCCCUUGGACCAAAGGAGAAGUCUUGGGAAAAGGAGCCUAUGGAACGGUGUACUGUGGUCUCACAAGCCAAGGAGAACUGAUUGCCGCUAAGCAAGUUGUGCUGGAUUCUUUUGACCCAGUUACAGCACAAAAGGAGUAUAAGAAGCUACAGGAAGAGGUGGACCUCCUGAAAGCCCUGGACCAUGUGAACAUUGUUGGUUACUUGGGCACCUGCCGUGAGCAUAACAUGGUUACCAUCUUUAUGGAGUUUGUGCCAGGUGGUUCAAUCUCUAGUAUAUUAAGACGUUUUGGGCCAUUACAAGAGACAGUAUUUAUCAAAUACACAAAGCAAAUUUUGCAAGGUAUCACCUACCUUCACAGUAACAGGGUCAUCCACAGAGACAUUAAAGGGAACAAUGUUAUGCUAAUGCCCAAUGGAAUCAUAAAGUUAAUUGACUUUGGAUGUGCAAAACGAUUGACUUACUUGAACAAAAGCGGUACUCAAAGUGAAAUGUUACGGUCUAUGCACGGCACCCCUUAUUGGAUGGCACCAGAAGUGAUUACAGAGUCCGGCCAUGGAAAAAAGUCUGACAUAUGGAGCCUGGGCUGCACAGUGUUUGAGAUGGCAACAGGAAAGCCACCCCUGGCCCAUAUGCACAAAAUGGCAGCCAUGUUUUACAUAGGAGCCGAGAGGGGACUUAUGCCAACUCUCCCUGAUCAUUUUUCGAAAAACGCAAGAGACUUUUUAAAUCUCUGCUUAACCAGGGAUCAAGAGGAACGACCUUCAGCAGAGCAACUCUUGGGCCACCCAUUUAUAAAGAAGAGAACAUGAAAAUUCUACAUACUGAGAACAUUUCUUCAACAUAUCUGUGUCACAUAAAAUGUAGAAGUAACAUUUGUAAUAAAGAU
This is a messenger RNA of Xenopus laevis (African clawed frog), 4410 nucleotides long. It is a transcript of the gene map3k19.L, whose product is annotated as mitogen-activated protein kinase kinase kinase 19 L homeolog. Gene Ontology annotation, molecular function: kinase activity; protein kinase activity; ATP binding. The transcript has 14 exons. The coding region runs from base 239 to 4333 and encodes 1364 amino acids. The record is from RefSeq and is a predicted model, not a curated record. Lineage: Eukaryota; Metazoa; Chordata; Amphibia; Anura; Pipidae.